UUACGCUCUGCUACAGUCGUAACGCAUUAUGAGCGUCAGAGCAAAACCGCGCAAAGUCCAGGACGAGAAUCCAGGCGCAUUUGUAGCUAAAAGCCUACCGACUACACGAAAGAUGAGCGCUCCAAGGAAUGAGGAGGACAAGAAAUCCACGGACGCCAAAGCGAGGUGCCCUUCAAAGCUCCAGGGAAGUCAAGACGCCCGACCGAGUAAAUCUACAAGGGAUGCUAACUCUACCAAAGAGCCAGAAACACCCAAACGCACCAAAAGUGGCGAGAAUAAAGGAGCUUCCUGCUGCCCAGUGAGGAGAGACAACAGUAUCAAGGAGAAUCCGAGAAGAGAUCUCCAAAGUGCUCCUGAAAAGGUUAAAAAAAGCCAGAGAUCAGAGUCAGCCAAAACAAUGGACACUAAAGUGAGCCGUCCUCCAAAGCCCCGGGAAGUUCAAGAGGUCUGUUCGACUCGAAGGGAUACUAACAAUACCAAAGAGGCACAAGCGCCCAAAACAGCAAAAAGUGUUGAGAAGGAAACAGCCCCCAUCUGCUCAGCGAGAAGAGGCAGCAGUAUCGACGAGAAUCCGAGUAAAGUGCUUCAGACUGCUCUUGAGAAGUUAAAGGUGAAGAAAAACCAGAGAUCGGAGUCAGCCAAAUGCGUAAACAACAUACAGAAUAGAGUAACCGAGUAUGUGAAACUGCAUCUGGACUGGUGCAAAGACAUCAGCGUUCUGAAGACAGGAAGCUACUAUGAAAACGUUAAAAUCUACGAGCCUGACGAGUUUGAUGUCAUGAUGACUGUUCGUGUGGAUAGGGUGAAGCUCCUGCCUUUCUCAGAAGACGGCGCCUUCUAUAGUGUAGAAAUGAAACGGCAAUCUUCAAGACAUCCUUUAGAAAAGUUUGUCAAUGAAGAAAGAACCAUCAUGGCCAGCAAAAUGCUCGACGAUUUCCGUGAGAAAGUAAAGGAAGCUGUGAAAGAACUACAGAAUGUUUCGCUUGAGAGGAAGAAGACGGGCUGUCCAGCUGUAACUCUGCUGGUGAACGAGAAGGGCAAGCAGAUUUCUAUCGAUUUUGUCCUUGGUCUAGAAGUCCACACAAGCUGGCCCAGUUUCACUCAGGGUGGCUUCAGCAUAGAAAACUGGCUGAGCAAGAAAGUGAAGCAGGACCAAAAAGGCAAACCGUUUUAUUUGGUGCCUAAAUACGAGGGAAGAGGCAGUGCCGAGCAGGAUGGAAUUAUGGCCAAGAAUGCUUGGCGAAUUUCGUUCUCACAUGUGGAGAAGUACAUCCUGAAAAACCACGGCAACAGUAAGACCUGCUGCGAGGGAGGACAGAAAUGCUGCAGAAAGCAGUGUCUGAAACUUCUGAAAUGCCUUUUGCAACGGCUGAAGGAGGCGCACCCGGAGGAUGCGGACAAGCUGUGCUCGUACCAUGCAAAGACAACACUGCUUCAUGCCUGUGCUGCCAGAGUGAAGGACAGUGAGUGGGAAAGCAGCGAGCUCAACCACUGCUUCCAGCAACUUCUCGGAGAUUUUGAGGAAAACCUGAGGGCCUGCCAGCUUUCCAACUUCUUCAUCCCCUCCCAAAAUCUGUUCAAAGGUAUUAGCAGGAAAAAAUGCCACCUUCUAGCAGACUACAUUGAAUCCCAACGUAAUAAUGGGUUUCCUCUACUAAGUUAAAUCAAGAGAGUUUAAUCUGAGACUGCCUGUGUGGUCGACAGUGAUUUAUAUAACAUUAGCCAUGUUUCCAUUCAAGUUUUUUUUUUUUUUUUUUGCAGUAAAAGGUUUAGCACAUUGAAAUGUUUACUGAUAUAGCUGAUGGAAAUGCAAAUUGUCGAUAAAAUUUCACAACUGUCAACAUAAUCUUUUUCCGUUUAACUUUAGAAAACGAGAAAAAUGGCAUUCGUGGAAUUGCGGUAUGCAGUUUAACGCCAUUGAUAUAACAUUCAUUUUUCCUUGUGCACACAGCAUAUACACAUCGAUGGACAGUUGUUUUACUAACCUCAAAAGUUUCCCGCACUACACUGUACUUGGUGCAAGUUGCCAGAUUGAGCAGGGCAAGAGCAAUCUGCUUUCUGGUCGGUUGCAACCUGCGAUAGGCGCAGCUCUCCAACACUACCUCCACCAUGGGCGGGGUGAGAGAGGGACCCAUUUUCAUCCUGAGAGUUUAAUGCCAAAGACUGACCCAUUAUUUUUCGUGGUGGAAGACCUUUGAUAAAUUAAGUGACAAUUCAGUUCUUACUACCUCGUUAUAUUUAUUACGGACCUGUUUCAAAUGACAUACUGAGUAUUGUUUUCUGCUACAAAAAAUCCAACUAACAUUUUGAAAAAAUUGUUGGUUUGCCAUCAAACAAAUAUGAAGUAUUUCAGUAAGAAAUAUACUUUUUUGGCAGUUUGUGCCAUAGCAUGUGAUAAUGGUUUGUUUAUACCUCCAGGGUAAUGACCUGAGUACGAGCACUUAUAGAGAGAGAACGAGAGCGAGAACGCGUGCGCUGAGUCAAGCGACAUUAGAAAACUGCACUUUUUAACACACAAGUAACUGAUGUGCGGCUUUAAAUACAAAUGUAGUGUACUUCGUUACUUCAGUUAGCGGUCACGCAAUAAUGUAUCAUGAUUAUUUUAUGAACCCAUUUUAUGAGCGGACCACCGGGAAUUCUCCCGUUUCUCCCGAUGAGCCACCUGACCUAUGCUCACGGGCUCCAGCAUACUUGGAGCGCUAUCAUACGAGCAGCUGCUCCAUUCUGACCUCAUCCUCUGAUCGCACAACUGCAAUUAUUUGUGAAAUUAAAAUUAAAGUAAGCUGGUCAAUUUCAUUUAAUUGUCUCAAUACUUUCUCCAUUUUAAAAAGAUUUGAGGACAUGCAGAACUCAAAGGGUACACAAUUUGCGAUAUACACAAAAUUAUGUAUGGAAACGGCUCAAGGGCAGAUUUCUUUUACAAUACGCCAAAACUUAUGCAACAGUUUGUUUUUUAAAAGGAUGACAUGAUGCACACCAUUUUAUCGGUAAAAGGCCAAUUGUAUGUUAGUGGGUAGGAGACAGCAAAUAUCGCAAACUGUUUUUUUUUUUUUUUUUUUUUUUUUUUAAACGCACUCUCACUUUUUUGAUAACAGAAAUGCACAAAAAGUGGAUGGAAACUUGGCUAAUGUUAACAUGAUAUUUUUUCAAUUAUAAUAAAAAUACAUUUAAAUAUAUAAAUGAAGUAUUAUGUCCAUGGGCACAUGGUGGCUUAGUGGUUAGCAUGUUCGUCUCACACCUCCAGCGUUGGGGGUUUGAUUCCCACCUGUGUGUGCAGAGCCUGCAUGUUCUCCCUAUGUUGCAGGGGUUUCCUCCCCCAGUCUAAAGACAUGCACAGUAGGCUGAUUGGCAUGUCCAAAUUGUCCGCAGUCUAUGAACGUGUAUGUGAGUGUGCCCUGCAAUGGAUUGGCACCCAGUCAAAGGAUGUACCCCAGCUUGUGCCCCAUGCUCCCAAGGAUAGGCUCCAGGUUCCCCACAACUCUGAAGGUGGAUGGAAGGAUUAUGUCCAUGUACUCUCUACCAUCUUGUCUGUUGUUUUCUCAUCUACACCCAACACUCACUCAUACUAAGCUUUAUAUACAAAAGUAUAACAUCUACAAAUAUGAAUAAAGUAUAAUAAACAAUACUCAA
This is a messenger RNA of Ictalurus punctatus (channel catfish), 3630 nucleotides long. RefSeq names its product cyclic GMP-AMP synthase a (gene cgasa). Bases 29 to 1663 code for a protein of 544 amino acids. The record is from RefSeq and is a predicted model, not a curated record. The transcript has 5 exons. Gene Ontology annotation, cellular component: cytosol; site of double-strand break; nucleus. Gene Ontology annotation, biological process: paracrine signaling; negative regulation of double-strand break repair via homologous recombination; positive regulation of type I interferon production. Gene Ontology annotation, molecular function: 2',3'-cyclic GMP-AMP synthase activity; chromatin binding; double-stranded DNA binding. Lineage: Eukaryota; Metazoa; Chordata; Actinopteri; Siluriformes; Ictaluridae.